AUGCCUGUGUUCAGUGGCCUGUUGAAGGUGCGGGUGUGUGAGGCAGUGGACCUGAAGCCCACCCCAUGGGCCCUGCGUCACGCUGUGGGCAAGAGCGGCUCCUUCCUGCUGGACCCCUACCUGGCCCUGAACCUGGACCAGACCCGGCUGGGCCAGACCGCCACCAGGACCAAGACCAACAGCCCCGCCUGGCACCAGGAGUUCUGCACCGAGGUCCGCGAGGGACGGAGCCUGGAGCUCUCCGUCUUCCACGACGCGCCCAUCGGAUACGACGACUUCGUGGCCAACUGCACCAUCCAGCUGGAGGACCUGCUGCAGAACGGGACCAGGCACUAUGAAGACUGGAUUGACUUGGAACCCGAGGGGAAGGUGUAUGUGGUCAUUGACCUUUCCGGAUCCUCCACAGAGGCCUCAGGUACCAACGACAAUGAGGAGCGAGUGUUCCGAGAGAGGAUCGGUCCUCGCCGACGACAGGGCGCCGUCCGAAGACGUGUCCAUCAAGUCAAUGGACACAAGUUCAUGGCCACCUACCUGAGACAGCCAACCUACUGCUCACAUUGCAGAGAUUUUAUCUGGGGCGUCCUGGGGAAGCAGGGAUACCAGUGUCAGGUGUGCACGUGUGUCGUCCACAAGCGCUGCCAUGAGCUCAUCAUCACAAAAUGUGCCGGGAUGAAGAAGCAGGAGGACACACCAGAGGAGGUGGGUUCACAGCGGUUCAGUGUUAACAUGCCCCAUAAGUUCAGUAUCCACAACUACAAAGUCCCCACCUUCUGUGACCACUGUGGCUCCCUGCUCUGGGGCCUCAUGAGGCAGGGCCUGCAGUGCAAAGUGUGUAAGAUGAAUGUGCACAGGCGGUGUGAGAAAAAUGUAGCUCCUAACUGCGGCGUGGACGCCAGAGGAAUCGCUAAGGUCCUGGCUGACCUGGGAGUCACGCCUGACAAGAUCUCGAAUACCGCGCAGCGCAGGAGGAAGUUGACUCCAGGGCAGGACCCUCCCCAGUCUCCUCCUGAGCUCUCUCAGACCGAGAACAGCUUCAGCCAGCCAGCUGUCCCCACCUCCCCCUCACAGCAGGACUUGGCAGAGUUAGAUCGCCUGCAGGACGUGCUGUCGCUUGACCAGCAGGGACCCCAACACUCCUCCUCCUCAUCCUCCUCCUCCACCAACUCCUCCUCCUCCUCGUCCUCCGCGGGCAGGGAGAACGGACAGAGUCAGAGGAGGACCCUCAAGGACUUCAACUUCAUCAAGGUUCUCGGCAAAGGCAGUUUCGGCAAGGUGAUGUUGGCGGAGCUGAAGGGGACGGAGGAGGUCUUCGCCGUCAAAGUUUUGAAGAAGGACGUGAUCCUGCAGGACGACGACGUUGACUGCACCAUGACCGAGAAGCGCAUCCUGGCCCUCGCCCGCCGACACCCCUACCUCACCCAGCUCUACUGCUGCUUCCAGACACGGGACCGUUUGUUCUUUGUGAUGGAAUACGUGAACGGAGGAGACCUGAUGUUCCAGAUUCAGCGAUCCAGGAAGUUUGAUGAGCCUCGCUCUCGUUUCUACGCCGCUGAAGUCACCUCAGCCCUCAUGUUCCUGCACCGUAAUGGUGUCAUCUACAGGGAUCUGAAGCUUGAUAACAUCCUGCUGGAUGCAGAGGGACACUGUAAGCUGGCAGACUUCGGCAUGUGCAAAGAGGGCAUCAUGAACGGAGUGACCACCACCACCUUCUGUGGCACGCCGGACUACAUUGCGCCCGAGAUCCUGCAGGAGCUGGAGUACGGAGCGUCUGUGGACUGGUGGGCCCUGGGGGUGCUGAUGUAUGAAAUGAUGGCCGGUCAGCCUCCGUUCGAAGCCGAUAACGAAGACGACUUGUUCGAGUCGAUUCUCCACGACGACGUCCUGUACCCGGUGUGGCUCAGCAAAGAGGCCGUCUCCAUCCUCCGAGCGUUCAUGACCAAGAACCCGGCCAAGCGUCUGGGCUGCGUGGUGACCCAGGGCUGCGAGGAGGCCAUCAAGACCCACCCCUUCUUCAGGGAGAUCGACUGGCUGCUGCUGGAGCAGAGAAAAGUCAAACCGCCCUUUAAACCAAGAAUAAAGACCAAGCGAGAUGUGAAUAACUUCGACCAGGACUUCACUAAGGAGGACCCCGUGUUGACGCCCACGGACGAGGCCAUCAUCCGACAGAUUAACCAGGACGAGUUCAAGGACUUCUCCUACUGCGCCCCCGAGGAGACGCAGACCUAACACACACACACAAACACAAACACACACACACACACACACAGACACACACACACUGAUCCAGCAACAUGAAACCCAGCACGCAUUUACACGCACACAUGCCGACACUCUCACAUGUGUAGAACCACAGAUCCCUUUACAAAACACACACACACACGUGCAAUCACUCCUUUAUUUUUAAGCUAUUGGUUGUUGUUACUUUUGGAAUAUUCUUUACUUGCAUUGUGUUGUCCUUGUUGCCUGGGUUUAUUAUGAAUAUGAAUAUGACUACACGCACACACCUGCACAUUCUCUCACACACAUUCCCAUGUGCAAUCGUUUUGCACACAAUCACACGCAGAGACACUACAAUCCCAAGUUUUUAACGCUCGCACAUACCUGCAGUCUCACUGCAUAUGCUUAGACAACCAACACACACACACACACACACACACAGACAUGCACUCAAACAAAUCUACACACUGACACUGCUUCUCUCCCCAGCACCUGUAUAAAUGUGGACUGUAGGUGCCGGGUGCAGAGGCCUGUAUAUAGCCUGUGUCGAGUGGCUGUAUCGUGUUGGUAUCGUCUGCUAGUAAAGGAGAGUCGUGGCGCAUGGACAAGCACCCUACCUGUGUUAUUAUUGUCCUUAAUGUGGACCGGUUAGGGCCAAAUACCCUUUGUGCAAUACCCUGACUAUCUAUAUAUUUUAUGGUUUUGUUUGUUCUCGAAAUUGUUAUUUUUUUGGUUGUUGUCGGAUUUGUUGUAUGAUCGAUCGCUCUCAUCCUCUCUCGUGUGUACAAAGUGAAUGUCAAGCUUUUACGAGUUACAGGCUAUUGAACUAAUUAUGUGGAGCAGAGUGUUACAGGUGGCCUGUGUAGCAGUGGAAAAGCCCAGUUUUUUUCAGCUGUUUCUUGCAUCUGCUAGUUUCAGAGUCCACCCCCCCUCCUGCCGGCGAGAAUGUGCCGGCCUGUGGGCGGUUUUAUUAUUAUUGUUUCUCGUGAAUGUACAUUUUUUGUGGGUGAAUGCGUGGAUUUUGUUUUUCUUUGUUGAUGUAUGACUUUUUGUCCUCCGCAUUUCUGUUCCUAUAGUUACAAUCAGUGUUUUCAGCCCCCCCCACUUUCCUUCCACGGCUCCUCAGAAGCACCAAUUCCCCUUUCCCACCAAUAGCAGCUGUCACUCAGCCUAAACUACCUGCUUUUCUGACUUUUGCUUUUUUCAAGAAUGGCUUUUCUUUCUUAUCGCCUGCUCUCUCUCUCUCUCUCUCUCUCUUUUAUAUUAUUAUUAUUAUUAUAAUUAUUAUUAUUAUUGUAAAGUGUAUUUGGAGGAAACCUUUGUGUAAAAUACUAUAACUAUACUAUUAUAGGUCUGUUACAGCCGGGUGAAAAAGAAAUGUGGAGAACCAGCAGCUGAAUUACCUCUCAUUUCCAACACAAGACACAAAUCACCACAUGCAGACUCCCUCCUUCGCCUCCUCCCUCUUCUUCUCACUCUCUUCUUUACAAACACACAGACACGCACACACACGCACACACACAGAGAAGGACUGUUGUCGCAUGUACUGUACAGUGGUCUGAAGGCGAGCGGGGUUUGCUCUGUGUGCAGUAGAGUCGCUGUGUAGUGAAGCUUCGUGCACCCAGGGGUAGGGCUGUUCCUGGUCACACUUCUAUCUUACUCUGUGCCAAAAUGUAGUGCAACAGCCAGGCUAGUCCUGUCUGGUCUGAUUCCAAUAAAACACUGAGCUGUCUACAUCA
Limanda limanda (common dab) is the source of this 3956-nucleotide messenger RNA. RefSeq names its product protein kinase C, epsilon a (gene prkcea). Gene Ontology annotation, molecular function: ATP binding; diacylglycerol-dependent serine/threonine kinase activity. NCBI's taxonomy places the organism in Eukaryota, Metazoa, Chordata, Actinopteri, Pleuronectiformes, Pleuronectidae. The record is from RefSeq and is a predicted model, not a curated record. Gene Ontology annotation, biological process: protein phosphorylation. Bases 1 to 2226 code for a protein of 741 amino acids. The transcript has 15 exons.